This is a messenger RNA of Chaetura pelagica (chimney swift), 1002 nucleotides long. It is a transcript of the gene ERAP1, whose product is annotated as endoplasmic reticulum aminopeptidase 1. The record is from RefSeq and is a predicted model, not a curated record. Gene Ontology annotation, biological process: proteolysis; peptide catabolic process. Gene Ontology annotation, cellular component: cytoplasm. Gene Ontology annotation, molecular function: metalloaminopeptidase activity; zinc ion binding; peptide binding. Lineage: Eukaryota; Metazoa; Chordata; Aves; Apodiformes; Apodidae.
AUGACCCGUUAUUACCCCAUGGCAAGGGUGCUGGCAGCAGCACACCUGGAGCCGAGGUCUGCACAGGUGGUCCCCUGCUUCACCCAGCCCGGGCCCACCUUCUCCAUCAGGAUGCAGCUGCCCAGGCUCCUGGCAGUCUCCAACAUGCCACUGGUGAAGUCUGUGAGUGUAAGUCCCUGGCUGGUCGAGGACCAUUUUGAUACCACUGUCAAGAUGAGCACCCACCUUGUGGCCUUCAUGGUUUCGGAUUUUAAAUCCAUCAGCAGAACGACCCGUCGUGGAGUUAAGGUGCUGCCUCCCCUCUGCUCCAGGUCUCUGUACACGGUGCCACACAAGAUCAGCCGGGCUCACUAUGCCCUGGAUGCAGCAGUCAAGCUGCUGGACUUCUAUGAGGAUUACUUCAGCAUCCCAUAUCCUUCACCUAAACUAGAUUUAGCAUCUAUUCCUGAUUUUAAGUCUGGUGCUAUGGAGAACUGGGGACUGACCAUGUGCCGGGAAUCAGCCUUGUUGUAUGACCCUGAGAAGUCCUCAGCAUCUUCCAAACUGUGGAUCACCAGUGUAAUAGCUCAUGAGCUGGCUCAUCAGUGGUUUGGCAACCUGGUUACCAUGGAGUGGUGGAAUGACCUGUGGCUGAACGAAGGGUUUGCCAAGUUCAUGGAGUUCGUGUCAAUCAGUGUUACCCACCCAGAACUGGGAAUUGAAGACCAUUUCCUGAGUAGAUGUUUUGAUGCCACGGCUGUGGAUUCAUUGAAUUCAUCACAUCCUGUAUCUACCCCUGAGGAAGAUCCAGCUCAGAUUUUAGACAUAUUUGACAGUGUUUCUUAUGACAAGGGAUCCUGUGCAUUGAACAUGCUGAGGGACCACCUGAGUGUUGCAGGCCGGGCUCGUGCGGCACCUGCAGGAAUUACAGAUAACCAGAACACGAGGGAUGAGCACCUGUGGAACAGCAUGACCAAAAGGCUCAUCUAUUGUCUCUCUAAUGACCCGACCUUGGCCACCUGA